Messenger RNA from Rubroshorea leprosula, 1988 nucleotides. Lineage: Eukaryota; Viridiplantae; Streptophyta; Magnoliopsida; Malvales; Dipterocarpaceae. The record is from the annotation of a GenBank genome assembly.
GUUUCUCAAGCAAACAGAAAACCCCCCACUUAGCCAUAAACCUCUAUCAAUCUUCCGCUAUUAUCUUUCACGCCCAGCACAUGAUCAACAUUUCCAACAAUUCUCAAUCAUUCAUAAAUUCCUCCGACCAUUCCUAUAAAACCAAGAACUAAAUCCGACGAUCUGGAGUCGUUGCAGGAUCCUUCUCAGUCCCUCAAGCCCUCCGCUUCUCCAGCCGGCAACGGCCAGAUCCGGUACCGCACACCCUCUUCGGCGGAGCUCAUUGAGACCGGCCUUACUAGCUCCGCUGCCACCCCUUCCUCGCCCACUGGGGAGAUUGAUAAGAUGACCAAACGCCACAUGGGUCGGCACGACUCUCUUUCCGAUAAGAUCCAUAGGUACCGGGGACUGUUGCUUGUGAUCUCGGUGCCUAUGUUGCUCAUCACCUUUGUGCUCUUCGUUAUGCCAGGCCGGUCGCCCUCCGAUGUAGUGAAUGGGUUCGGGGAUAACAAUAACCGGAAGGUCAACUUGUUCUCGCGGGGGAACAGGAACUAUGCGGUUAUCUUUGAUGCGGGGAGUUCUGGGACUAGAGUGCACGUCUUCUGUUUCGAUCACAAUUUGGAUCUUGUUCCCAUUGGGAAUGAUCUCGAGAUUUUCGAGCAGAUCAAACCAGGAUUGAGCUUUUAUGCAAAGGAUCCACGGGCUGCAGCAGAUUCCUUGCUUUCUCUUCUUGACAAGGCUGAAAGUGUUGUGCCGCUCAAAUUGCGAGGGAGGACUCCUGUCAGAGUUGGGGCAACUGCUGGUUUGAGGGCAUUAGAAGGAGAUGCUUCUGACAAAAUUUUGGAAGCAGUUAGGAAACUUCUGAAAGAUCGAAGCACCUUGAAAUCAGAUGGGGUGAUCAUUCUGGAUGGCUCACAAGAAGGUUCUUAUCAGUGGGUAACAAUUAAUUACCUAUUAGGGAAUUUGGGAAAGUCUUACUCUAAUACUGUAGGAGUAGUUGAUCUUGGUGGUGGAUCUGUUCAAAUGGCAUAUGCAAUUGCUGAAUCAGACGCAGCGAAUGCUCCCAGGGCAUCAGAAGGAGAAGACACUUAUGUAAAGGAAAUGUAUCUAAAAGGAACAAAAUACUAUCUUUAUGUUCACAGUUACUUGCACUAUGGCUUGUUAGCAGCCAGAGCAGAAAUUUUGAAGAUCUCUGAAGAUUCUAGCAACCCAUGCAUCUUAGCUGGUUAUCAUGGUUCUUACAAAUAUGGGGUGGUGGAAUAUAAAGCAUCAUCUUCUCCUGCUGGGGCAAGCAUGGAAGAAUGCAGGAGACUAGCUUUCAAUGCUCUCAAGAUUAAUCAAACGUGUACACAUAUGAAAUGCACUUUUGGUGGUGUGUGGAAUGGUGGAGGUGGUGAUGGACAGAAGCAUUUGUUUGUUGCUUCAUUUUUCUUUGACAGGGCUGCUGAGGCUAAUUUUGUUAAAGCCAGUGAUCCAGUUGUAAAAGUUCAGCCACACAAUUUUGCUGAAGCUGCUAAACAUGCUUGUGAAACUAAGUUUUCGGAUGCAAAAGCUGUAUAUGAACAUGUUGAGGAUAAUAAUCUCCCAUAUUUAUGCAUGGAUUUAGUUUAUCAGUAUACACUGCUUGUAGACGGAUUUGGCCUUGAACCUUACCAAGAUAUUACAUUGGUGAAGAAAGUGAAAUACGGCAAUAAUCUUGUUGAAGCUGCAUGGCCACUGGGAAGUGCUAUAGAGGCAAUAUCAUCAUUAAAGUAAUUUCGGUUUGCAUAUGCUUAAUCAUUCAGUUCAAAUUCCGUGGCAUUUAGCUCUUAAUGCAUCAGCUUUAUCUAUUGAAUUCAGGGUCAAUAAUCCCUUGGAAAUCAGCUAGGUUUUAGCUAUAAGUCAGGUUUUUCGCCUAAUAUCCUUGGGGAUAACAACAGAGAAAAUGGUUCCAUUCUUAUUUUUUCAUUUGUAACUACGCUACAGCUUCAGAAUUAUUAUUUUUUGAAGAAUAAUUUAAUUUAAUUAGU